Messenger RNA from Metarhizium brunneum ARSEF 3297, 1419 nucleotides. Its product is annotated as Mannan endo-1,6-alpha-mannosidase DCW1. Gene Ontology annotation, molecular function: mannan endo-1,6-alpha-mannosidase activity. Gene Ontology annotation, biological process: fungal-type cell wall biogenesis; carbohydrate catabolic process. The record is from RefSeq and is a predicted model, not a curated record. Lineage: Eukaryota; Fungi; Ascomycota; Sordariomycetes; Hypocreales; Clavicipitaceae.
AUGAUCUUGAGAACGAGCUGCGGCUUCGGUCGCUGGGCCGCCGCGACGAUUUGCCUCAUUUCGCAGCUCGAUUCGCGUGUAAGCGCCGCGUACAAAAUCGACACCGUAGACGGCAUCAAGGAGACGGCUCGCUCCAUGGCCGCCGACCUGAGGAGCCAUUACCACGGCGAUGAAUACGGCCAGGUCCCCGGCAUUCUGCCCGGGCCCCCUUCGGAGAACAAAGGCCCAUACUACUGGUGGCAGGGCGGCGCCUUGAUGGGCACCUUUAUCGACUAUUGGCACCUCACCGGCGACACGACAUACAACGACCUCGUCAUGCAGGGUAUGCUUCACCAGGUGGGAGGCUCGGCCGACUACAUGACGGAGAACUACUCCCUCUCGCUGGGGAAUGAUGACCAGGCUUUCUGGGGAAUGAGCGCCCUCCUCGCAGCCGAGACGCGUUUCCCGAAUCCCCCGGCCGAUAAGCCGCAAUGGCUCGCGCUGGCCCAGUCCGUCUGGGCGACUCAGGCGGAUCCGAGUAGACAUGAUGAGUUAUGCGGAGGAGGUUUACACUGGCAAAUCCCCCCAACCAACAAGGGAUAUGACUACAAAAAUACCAUCUCAAACGGUUGCUUCUUCAACAUGGGCGCCCGCCUGGCGCGGUACACGAACAACGAUACGUAUGCCAAAUACGCCGAGGCUUCUUGGGACUGGAUCUGGGAAGUGAAAUACAUCGACCACGAGUCCUGGCUGGUGUAUGAUGGCGGCUAUGGAGCUACCAACUGUUCAAUCCUUACCAGAGCCACGUAUUCUUACAACGCCGCCAUCCUUCUACAAGGCGCGGCGUUUAUGUACAAUUAUACCAACGGCGAUGAGAAGUGGAAAUCCCGCAUCGACAAGUUACUCGCAGCCUCACUGAAGAACUUCUUCCCCAAGGGCGUGGCAUACGAGCCCAACUGCGAGAUGAAGCAGGGCCAGUGCACGGCCGAUAUGCUCUCCUUCAAAGGCUACGUCCAUCGCUGGCUGUCCGUCGUCACACAGGUCGCGCCCUUCACGCGCGAGACGAUUUUGCCCGUCUUGAAAAACUCCACAGAGGCGGCUGUUGCCCAGUGUACGGGCGGGAGCAGCGGGAGAGUGUGCGGCUUUUACUGGUCCUCGGGAAAGUAUUACGAUCCCGAGGUCGAUCACACGAGCGGCGCUGGGGAGGCCAUGAGUGCGCUGGCGGCAGUGUCGAGCUUGUUGAUUGAUGGUAGUAGUCCGCCGGUGACUAAUGCGACGGGUGGCAUCUCCAAGGGCAAUGAUGGGAGUGGUCAUGCUAAUAAUGGCGAGAAGAAGCUUCCGGAUAUUAGCACAGGUGACCGGGCGGGCGCGUGGAUUCUGACGGUUCUGUGUUUUGGACUGUUUGUUGCUGGAUUCGUGUGGGUUUCUAUGGCGGACUAG